Papilio xuthus (Asian swallowtail) is the source of this 2285-nucleotide messenger RNA. RefSeq names its product kinetochore protein Ndc80 (gene Ndc80). NCBI's taxonomy places the organism in Eukaryota, Metazoa, Arthropoda, Insecta, Lepidoptera, Papilionidae. The coding region runs from base 137 to 2161 and encodes 674 amino acids. The transcript has 15 exons. The record is from RefSeq and is a predicted model, not a curated record. Gene Ontology annotation, biological process: attachment of mitotic spindle microtubules to kinetochore. Gene Ontology annotation, cellular component: Ndc80 complex.
UUCAGUUAGCAAUUUGAAAUAUUAUGAAGAUUUGAAAUUAACGUUUGUAUUGAGUUUUAAAAGUCUUAAAUAAGAAAAAAAAUUAAUUAUUCUUAAUUUUCUAACUCUUCUUAUAAUUUUGAUUUUGAAAAUUAAGAUGUAUUCAACAAGAUAUGUGGCUGGUCCGCAAUCAGCAAGUCGCAAAUCGAGAUUGGAAGGCAAGCCGUCAUUGUUACCAAAACCGCGGCGGACUGGUUCGACGGAGCCCGAGAUUCGCCGGCCGAGUGGAGCGGGUCAUCGUUCCAGCAGUGCGGAGCCUCCUAGGGCUACAUUUGGUGGUCGCCUAAGCAGAGAACCUUCGGCUACAAACUUACCUCCUAGUAGUUCAAGGUCUAAAUCGCAGCAAAGUGAAAUGAGAUAUGGAGGCAGCCACUACAUGUCAACACCAUUGCACUCAAAUCAUAAUGCACGAACAACUAACACACCUUUGGAAUUCAGAUUACCAGCAAGUGAAUUGAAGCAUGGAGUGACACCAUUGCGUUAUAGUCACAAUUUGACUACCACACCCAGGAGAACAGGAGGAGAUGAAUCCUCAGGCCGCAGCUGGGAGCAAGCGCUAGAUCGUGUUUUAGCAUUUGUCACAGUGAAGGAUCAGAGGCCGCUAUCAAACGCGGGCUGGCAGCGGGCAGCAGCGGCUCGCGUGGGCGAAGCCCUAGCGUUGCGUGCGGCCGACGGCGGCAAAUCGCUGGCGCUGCUGCGACCGCUCACCAUCGCACGCUUUGUGGACAUAGUAGCUGACUUGCUCGGAGCGCUUUAUACCAACCCCACGCUUAACACUGACAACUAUGUCACCAGGUUGCCGCACAUAACAAAGCGUCUGCUGUACCCGGGCACGGUGUCCAAGUCCUGGCUGCGCACUGUGAACACGCUGCACGCCUUCCCGCACGCCCUCGCCCUCAUCGCAUACCUCCUCGACCUUAUACAUUUCUGUGAAAGUCCAAUAGAGGAAGAGUUGAUAUAUCUAGCUAAAGAUGAUUUUGCCCGACUCAAACAAGAUUUUAUUUUCCGUAGCUGGCAAAGGUUCCAGAUGCCGGAGUAUCAGUUUGAUGAUUUAGCCGAGGAAUAUUUACAGAAUCUAAAAAUACUUCUUGGUAAUGAUGAUGAGAAGAUACAAGAGUUAGAAAGAACAGUAAAGAAACAGGAGAGCUCGCUGGAGGACGAGACGGAGGCGGCUGCUCGGGCAGACGUGUGCCGGCGCGAGGAGCGCGUGGGCUCGCUGCGCGGUGCGGUGCGUGCCGAGCGUGCGGGCGCGCUGCACGCCGCCAACGCAGCUGACGAGGGCCGCGCCGCCGCGCAUCGCCUGCUCGCCGCACUCACUGACAUCGACGCUGAGGUUGAGCGCGCACUUGCGGAGAGCCAGCGUCUGAGCGAGGAGGUGUCAGCGCAGAGCAUGUCAGUGUCGGAGCGCGCUCAGCUGCUGGAGCAGGUCGACUAUGCAUUCCGUGUGCACGACUCCAAGACUGCACUCGCGGAACACAUCACUAAGAUGUUGGUGAGCAAGGAGACGGAGCUGGCGGGAUGGCAGAAGCGUACAUUGGACAGCUGCGUGCAGUACAAGCAGGCGCUCAUACAUCUCGCGCCGCACUGCCCCGACCUCGCCGCAUACACUAUAGAUGAGAACGAGCUGAUGAGCGCGUCGUGCGCAGAGAAGAUAUCGUCGUGCGUGUGCGUGCUGAAGGAGCGCGCGGCGGAGCUGGGCCGCGAGCGCGCUCAGCGCACCGCCGCACGCGCAGCCAACAAGCGACACGCGCAGAGACAACUUGAACUGACUCGCGCUAAGAUAGAGGAGCUGAACGCGCAGAUAGAGUGCGAGCAGAGGGCACUGGAGGAGGAGAUGGAGAAGGAGAGGGCGGAGGCUGCAGGCGCGGCGGCCGAGCUGGCGGCGCUGCGGGAGCAGGCGGCGGGGCUGCAGGAGGCACAGGCACAGCACAAGCACGCAGACACAGAGCUGCAGUUCUGGCAGCAGCAGGAUGUCGAAUGGCGCAGCAAGCUGUCGUCCCUGCAGGAGUACGUGGUGAGCAAGCGCACGGAGGUGCAGCACGCGCUGGAGGAGGCGACACGACGCCGCGCUCAGCUCCUGCUGCACAACAUACGACUGCUGAACGACAAACUGCCGCAAUGAUUUCAACCCACGUAGUUCAGAACCAGAGACAAGACAAGAGUUUGUUCCAUAUUAAGUUGGUAUAAUCUUUUAAAUUUGAUUAUGUUCAGUUUGUGGAUAGAAUUAAGCCAGUUUUUUUAAUAAA